Molecule: messenger RNA, 372 nt
Organism: Saccostrea cuccullata (small rock oyster)
Lineage: Eukaryota; Metazoa; Mollusca; Bivalvia; Ostreida; Ostreidae
Product: out at first protein-like
Exons: 2
Source: RefSeq, a predicted model, not a curated record
GAUUGAUUAAAAACUUAAAAUAUCGUAAAGAUGUUGCUAAACCCCGUGAGUUUUGUGGCAUUAGUUGUCUCAUUACCAGUUACAUUUUCACAACUGGUCGUAAAUGUUAAAAACAAAGGGGGCGAUGUAAUAAGAGAAGUUAUUUCGGGCAACACGACAUCCGAUGUAGUGGAGCUGCAAUUUCAGAAUACAGACGGCACACUCAUCAAUCAGUUCAUCGACUUCAAAUCGGAAGUGCAGAUUUUCCGUGCCUUUGUGCUGAGAGAGGAGGAACUUGGAUUCUCCAGAAAUAAACCCAUCACUUUAUGCUUUGUGUCCAGAUUUAACAAGAAUGAGUUCAUUUCUUCUGAUGCGAUGUCAAAACUCCGACAG